UGGAGACCAGCGUUACACUGAUGGGCGGGGCCGGGGGAUCGGGACGAGAGAUACGGGGAGCUACUGCAACCUGGCCUUCACCCUGCCACAGUCCGUCCUGGACAAGACAGGUGCUUUGGACACGCCCAUGCCUCUCCCUGCUGAUUAUGUCGCGGCACUGGAGUGGCACCUGUGUCUGCCGCAGUCUUGUAAUGAGGAAACUGUCCACUUCGCCCUAUCUUUCUUGCCCCUGGAUGUCAUCAACAGCAGCGUGUACAAAGUGCAGUGUUCACAUGCCCAGGACCUCUCUCACGACACGGCCGCCAUUACUGCAGUGGCUGUGCUCGGAGUCAUUGUCCUCCUCGCAGUGCUCGGCACACUGUAUGACGUUGUCUCUGGAGAGGUCACAAGAGUGAAAAGAAAACGUGUCCACAACGAUGAAUACGACGGGGAUGUCAUAGCAGAAUUCGAUAGUCCUCCACAUACCAGCAAGACCAGUAUCAACAACGGUAUAUCAAUAGUGUCAAUGAACGGGAAGCUGGUGGACCCUCCUCAAGACAGCGACAGCGUAUCCACAACUACAUUACCAUACGAAGACUAUGACGAGGAUCAGGAAGGUGUAUGUAGACGGCUGUUGCUGUGUUUCUCCUUCAGUCGUAACACGGAGAAGAUAUUCGACACCAGCAGGAAAGAGGGUAGCCUGCGGUGUAUUCACGGCAUCCGGGUCCUCAGUAUGGCGUGGGUGAUUCUUGGACAUAUCAUUGUCUACACCAGAGGCGUAACAGACGAGAAUGUCACGGAAGUUCUGAAGAAGGUGAAGGACUUCAGCAUGCAGGCUGUGGUCAAUGCGUCUCUAGCUGUCGACACGUUCUUCCUUAUAGGGGGAUGUCUGGUAUCCUUCUUGUUUCUGAGACAAGUCAAGAAAACCGGCAAGCUAACUGGAAUGCAGAUGGCCAUGUAUUAUGUCCAUCGCUUCUGGAGACUCAGCCCCGUUUACCUGGUGAUCCUCAUGACCUACACCUGCCUCUUCAAGUACUUGCUAGAUGGCCCCCUCAAGUCGGACGGCCUUAACUAUGACAAUGCCCACUGCGCGUCCAACUGGUGGACAAAUGCCCUCUACAUCAACAACGUGUACAAGUCGGGAGAAGGAUGCAUGAGGUGGACGUGGUUCAUGGCUGACGACAUGCAGUUCUACAUUAUAGCUCCCCUGACGCUGGUGCCUAUUGUCAUGGGGCUGCAAGCGUUAGGAACCAUCCUGAUGGUGCUGCUCGUGUUUGUCCAGAUAGCCACAUACGCUUACAAGGAGUACUCUGUGGACGGAGCACUUCUCAAGAACGAUGAGCAGUUUAUGCGUGAGAUCUACUUCAUGCCGUGGUGCCGUGUCGGCGUGUUUGCCAUCGGUCUACUGCUCGGCUUUGUUCUCAACAAGACAAAGUGUAAAGUUCAUAUUCCCAAGUUCGCCCUUGUGAUAGGGUGGCAGAUCGGUCUGGCCCUCGGGCUGCUAUGCACGUACAUCACGUGGAGUGAGUGGAAGGUGGGUCACAUCAGCUGGGACAGAGACACGCGCCUCACCCACGAGACUCUCUCAAGGCCAUGCUGGGCCCUCUUCGUGUCAUGGAUCAUAUUUGUGUGCACCACGGGCCAUGGAGGAAUCGUGGACCGCCUGCUGUCAUGGGGGGCGUGGCUGCCCCUGGGGCGACUGACAUACGGGGCCUACUUGAUCCACCCGAUUCUCAUCACGUACACCGACUUCUCGAAGAGAGCUCUUGUCUAUGUCGACUUCGUUUUCAUCGCGUAUCAGUUUAUUGGGACGUUUGUGGUGUCUUAUGCCAUUUCGUUCGUGUUCAGCGCCCUGGUAGAGGCCCCCACACUGGCCCUGGAGGCUGUGGCGCUGGGACGAUACAGAGGCGUACGCUGAUAACUCUAGCACAUCCUAAUCCAAUGACCUCACACCCCUGCACACCCUCAUCCUCCUAACACCCGAACAAAACGCUCGUAUCCCACCUGCCCGAAACCCUCACAGAUUCCCACCCGAACCCCAAAUAAAAUGUACACCCCACAUCGCAGUGGACAAAACUAGCGCUGGGACGCAUGGAAAAGAACAUUACAUCCAAUACCACACCCACACCCUCCCGUACCCCAGGAGACAAUGGCGCUGGAACGCUGAAGUGGAGCCUGAACUGUUUCCCUGGGAUGCUACGAAUGUGUCCGAUGAAGUUUAGCCGCCUUCCAGGAUUCUUGCUAUGCCCGUCAUAGUGAGUUUCAACGUAACCGAAUGAUAGCUUCACGUUAAGUGGUGCAUAUGCUAUAAAGAACACAUAGUAUGAUGUGAAGUGAUGCAUAUGCUGUGAAGAACACAUAAUAUGAUGUGAAGUGGUGCAUAUGCUGUGAAGAACACAUAAUAUGAUGUGAAGUGGUGCAUAUGCUGUGAAGAACAUUUAGUAUGAUGUGAAGUGGUGCAUAUGCUGUAACACAUAGUAUGAUGUGAAUUGGUGCAUAUGAUGUAACACAUAGUAUGGUGUGAAGUGGUGCGUAUGAUGUAACACAUAGUAUGGUGUGAAGUGGUGCAUAUGAUGUAACACAUAGUAUGGUGUGAAGUGGUGCAUAUGCUGUAACACAUAGUAUGGUUUGAAGUGGUGCAUAUGCUGUAACACAUAGUAUGGUGUGAAGUGGUGCAUAUGCUGUAACACAUAGUUUGGUGUGAAGUGGUGCAUACGCUGUAACACAUAGUUUGGUGUGAAGUGGUGCAUAUGCUGUAACACAUAGUUUGGUGUGAAGUGGUGCAUAUGCUGUAACACAUAGUAUGGUGUGAAGUGGUGCAUAUGAUGUAACACAUAGUUUGAUGUGGACUCUGCAUAUACAUUUAAUGGCGUAUUUUCUAUGUAUGUAUAACACAACUGAAAUGUGCUCGUGACGCUGAGUGGGUAUAUUAUUUACCUCUGCACCAUGUCUACUACACUAUGUUUUGAUAUCCUUGAACAACCAGUAAACGACUGUGCUCAUGUAAA
Messenger RNA from Haliotis rubra (blacklip abalone), 2987 nucleotides. RefSeq names its product nose resistant to fluoxetine protein 6-like. NCBI's taxonomy places the organism in Eukaryota, Metazoa, Mollusca, Gastropoda, Lepetellida, Haliotidae. Bases 128 to 1897 code for a protein of 589 amino acids. The record is from RefSeq and is a predicted model, not a curated record. The transcript is spliced from 14 exons. Gene Ontology annotation, molecular function: acyltransferase activity, transferring groups other than amino-acyl groups.